AUGAGUGAGGUUUCAUCCACACGGCUCUAUCUUGGGAAUCUUCCCCGCAAUGUGACUAAAAAGGAUAUCGAAGACUAUUUCGGGUCCCAUGGCACCGGCAAAAUCACGGAGAUCAAGUUGAUGAACGGAUUUGGUUUCAUUGAAUAUGAAGAUGCGAUGGAUGCUCGGGACGUUGUCCCAGCCUUCCAUGGUAGCGACUUCAAGGGAGAACGUCUGACUGUUCAGUUUGCGCGUGGGCCCCGCCAUAAGGAGACAUUCAAUGGCCCUUCAGAUCGUCCUAGUGCGCCCAGGCCUCGCCGUACAGUUUUCCGUAUGCAAGUAUCAGGUCUUCCUACUGAGACAAGCUGGCAGGAUCUCAAAGAUUUCGCUCGUCAAUCCGGACUAGAUGUGGUAUAUUCUGAAACUACUCGUGAGCGCGACGGUAGAGGUUUCGUCGAAUUUGAAUCCCACGCCGAUCUCAAAACAGCCGUUGAGAAGCUCGAUGGAAGGGAAUUAAAAGGCUCUCAAGUGACUUGUGUCGCUGAUGUCCAACCCGCAGAGGAGAGACCCCCAUAUCGCGACCCUUACCGAUCCCGCUCGCCUCCACGUCGAGGAUACCCUCCCACAGAUGAAUAUGAUAGACGAGGGCCUCCACGUGGUUACAGUCCCCGACCACACUAUCGCGAACGCUCCCCACAAGCCAUGCGACGGGAUUAUUACGAGCGGGAUGGCUAUGGAAGGCGUAGUCCGCCACGGCCACGCAUGGAGGAUUACCCUCCACCGCGACGCCCAUACGAUGACCCUUACGCACCACCACCUCCACCUCCCCCUCGGCACUAUGACGAUCCCUACUUUGCAGGAAGGCCAUACGGACGUCCACGAAGCCCGCCGCGAGGUGAUUAUGGAGCGUACGAACGACGCCCGUACUGGUAA
Molecule: messenger RNA, 912 nt
Organism: Talaromyces marneffei
Lineage: Eukaryota; Fungi; Ascomycota; Eurotiomycetes; Eurotiales; Trichocomaceae
Exons: 7
Coding region: 1-912 (303 amino acids)
Cellular component (GO): ribonucleoprotein complex; cytoplasm; nucleus
Molecular function (GO): mRNA binding
Source: RefSeq, a predicted model, not a curated record